This is a messenger RNA of Polychytrium aggregatum, 1737 nucleotides long. Its product is annotated as methylenetetrahydrofolate reductase-domain-containing protein. Lineage: Eukaryota; Fungi; Chytridiomycota; Chytridiomycetes; Polychytriales. Gene Ontology annotation, cellular component: cytosol. Bases 1 to 1737 code for a protein of 578 amino acids. Gene Ontology annotation, biological process: tetrahydrofolate interconversion. The record is from RefSeq and is a predicted model, not a curated record. Gene Ontology annotation, molecular function: methylenetetrahydrofolate reductase [NAD(P)H] activity; FAD binding. The transcript has 9 exons.
AUGAAAGUUACCCAGAAGAUUGAGCGGGCCGAAGCCGAGGGCCGCGACUACUGGUCCUUCGAGUACUUCCCGCCAAAGACCGAGAUCGGUGUCGCCAACCUCUACGAUCGUAUGGAGCGCAUGUACACCCUCGGUCCCGAAUUCAUCGACGUCACCUGGGGUGCCGGCGGCACCUCCUCGGACCUGACCAUGCAGAUUUGCAACACGGCCCAGGCUGUUUAUGGACUCGAGACCUGCAUGCAUCUGACCUGCACCAACAUGCCCCGUCAAAAGAUCGACGAUGCGCUGAGGGAAGCCAAGAACAACGGCAUCCAGAACAUUCUGGCCCUCCGUGGCGACCCCCCUCGUGGUGUUGAGAACUGGGAGGCUUGCGACACCGGCUUCGCUUACGCCUCGGAUCUCGUCAAAUACAUCCGCGCCCAGUACGGCGACUACUUCUGUAUCGCCUAUCCCGAGGGCCACAUCGACAACUCCUCGAAGGAGGAUGACAUGCAGCGCCUCAAAUACAAGGUCGAGUGCGGUGCUGACUACAUCGUCACCCAGCUCUUCUACGAUGUGCCUCUGUACCUCAGCUGGCUCAAGGAGGUCCGAGCACUCGGUAUCACCAUCCCCAUCCUGCCUGGCAUCAUGCCCAUCCAAAACUACGGUGGCUUCAAGAGAAUGACCACCCUGGCCAAGACCUAUGUGCCGGACCACAUCACCGAGGCCAUCGAGCCCAUCAAGGACGACGACAAUGCCAUCAAGCAGUACGGUAUCCGUCUCGCCGUUGACAUGUGCAAGGCCCUCAAAGCCGGAGGCGUUCGCGGCUUCCACUUUUAUACCUUGAACCUGGAGCGAUCUGUCCGCCUGAUCCUCGAGGGUCUUGGCUUUGUUGCCCCCAUCGAAGUUGCCAAGCCCCUGCCGUGGAACCCCUCGCUUGCCAAAAACAGAGAAAAGGAGAACGUGCGCCCUAUCUUCUGGAAGAACCGUACCCGAAGCUAUAUUCUGAGAACCGAGGCUUGGGACGACUUCCCCAACGGCCGCUGGGGUGACGCGAGAUCCCCAGCCUUUGGUGAUCUCGAUGGCUACGGCGCCUCUCUGAAGCACACGCCUGCCGAAGCCCUGAAGCUCUGGGACAGCCCCGCCACCAAGGAAGACCUCUACAAGCUGUUCUCGGACUACUGCAAUGGCACUCUGGUCGCUCUCCCCUGGAGCGAUUCGCCUCUCUUCCCCGAGUCCGAGAUUAUCCGAGCCAAGCUCGCUGCAGUCAACGGCAAGGGCUUCCUGACGAUCAACAGCCAGCCUGCCGUCGAUGGCGCUCCCUCCACUCACCCUGUCUAUGGCUGGGGCCCCAAGAACGGCUUUGUGUACCAGAAGUCGUACCUCGAGUUCUUUGUCGCUCCCGAGGCUCUCGAUGCCCUCGUUAAGAAGAUCGAGGGUCACCCGUUCCUCACCUACUACGCCGUAAACCGCCAGGGCGAUCUCCGCACCAACAACCAGUCCGACAGCCCCAACGCCGUCACCUGGGGUGUGUUCCCUGGGCAAGAGAUCAUCCAGCCCACCAUUGUUGAGGCCGUCAGCUUCCUGGCCUGGAAGGAUGAGGCCUACGAGCUGUGGAACAAGUGGGAGGGUCUCUACGAGGCCUCUUCCGCCAGCGCCAAGCUGAUCCGCGAGAUCUCCAGCACCUGGUUCCUCGUCAACCUGGUCGACAACAACUUCAAGGACGAUCAGGCCAUUUUUGAACUCUUUGAUCUCUAA